Messenger RNA from Candoia aspera, 3566 nucleotides. It is a transcript of the gene LIPE, whose product is annotated as lipase E, hormone sensitive type. The record is from RefSeq and is a predicted model, not a curated record. The transcript has 11 exons. Bases 120 to 2735 code for a protein of 871 amino acids. Gene Ontology annotation, molecular function: sterol ester esterase activity; triacylglycerol lipase activity. Gene Ontology annotation, cellular component: cytosol. NCBI's taxonomy places the organism in Eukaryota, Metazoa, Chordata, Lepidosauria, Squamata, Candoiidae. Gene Ontology annotation, biological process: triglyceride catabolic process; cholesterol metabolic process.
GUUCGGGCGAAGGCGGAAACCGGUCCGCAAAGGAGAGCACUGUGGGCAGAAGUGGACGGACGCCCCGUUGGGGCUUCCAGUCUUCCAGGAGCAGCAGCCAGAGAGGCUAUUUGGGCCAUAUGGAGAACGUAGCUGAGACAGUGACAGGAGAAUGCUCCCCCGAUUCCAGCACCAUGGAUGCCCGGCCGUUAUUCCAGACCUUGCUCACACUGGCAGAAGACAAUGCUGCUUUCUUCCAAAACGUCCCGAGCGAGACGGGCCAGCGCUUCCUGGCUGCCUUCACCACCAUCCGGGAACACGCCCGGUGCCUCGAGCCGAUGCUCAGCCACUUCUCCACCGUCUACCACAUCUUCGACCUGGACGAGCACACCCCGGCCAACGGUUUCCGCAGCCUGGCCCAGACGGUGCGCUGCUGCGUGGCUCACAUCAUCCACAAGAGCCGUUACGUGGCUUCCAACCGCCGCAGCAUCUUCUUCCGCACCAACCAUAACUGUGCUGAGCUGGAAGCUUACUGCAUCGCCUUGACCCAGCUCCGGGCCCUGGUCUACCUUGCCCAGUGCCUGCUCACCCAGAACCGCCCAGGGCAUCUCUUCAACCACGAGGAAGGUGGCGUCUCCAAGCAGUUUCUCCAGGAAUACAUCACUAUGCACAAGGGAUGCUUUUACGGACGCUGCAUGGGCUUCCAGUUUGCUCCUUCAAUCCGGCCUUUUCUGCAGACCAUCGCCAUCAGCCUCGUCUCCUUUGGGGAAAAUUACAAACGUCACGUUUCUGGCAUCGGCGUGGCUGCUGGCUCUCUCUUCACAAGCGGGAAGUUUGCAAUUGACCCCGAGCUCCGAGGGUCAGAGUUUGAGCGCAUUACUCAAAAUCUGGAUGUGCAUUUCUGGAAAAGCUUCUGGAACCUCACUGAGAUGGAAUUGCUGGCGUCCCUGGCCAGCAUGGCUUCCUCCCAGGUUCGAUUGUGCCGAGCCUUGCUGGUGCCGCCCCAUUCCUUCGACCUGCCUCUGGUUUCUGACCCCAAACUGACUGUCACCAUCACACCUCCGGUGGCCCACACUGGGCCAGGAGCUGUCCAGAUGAGGCUCAUUUCCCACGAGCUGCGUGAAGGACAGGACAGUCAGGAGCUGAUCAAACUUAUGCGACCAGAAGGAACCCUCGCUCUGGAGCUGCCCUGGAAAAGCAAGCCACUGCCGCGCUCACCUUACCUCGUGGUGCAUUUUCACGGAGGGGGUUUCGUAGCCCAGACUUCCAAGUCUCAUGAGCCCUACCUGAAAUCUUGGGCUCAGGAGCUUGGCGCUCCUAUUCUUUCCAUCGAUUACUCACUGGCACCAGAGGCGCCCUUCCCUCGGGCCUUGGAGGAGUGUUUCUAUGCCUACUGCUGGGCCAUUAAGAACUGCCACCUCUUGGGUUCCACAGCACAAACGGUGUGCCUUGCAGGGGACAGUGCUGGUGGGAACCUCUGCAUCACCGUCUCCUUGCGUGCAGCUGCCUUUGGGAUUAAGAUGCCGGACGGGAUCAUGGCAGCAUACCCUGCCACCCUCAUGCAGGCGGCGGCCUCCCCCUCGCGGCUUCUCACCCUGCUGGACCCACUCCUGCCUCUUAGCGUCUUGUGCAAAUGCCUCAAUGCCUAUGCAGGACUGGAGCCGGAGCAGACGGAUGAUUCCUCCUUGGAGAAGCUGGGUCCUGUGAACAUGGUGCGCCGGGAUACAGCCCUCCUUUUCCAAGACUUGCGCCUGGGUGCGUCAGCCUUGAUUGGCUCUUUGUUGGACAGCAAAGGCAAGCGCAACAGGGCGGGUGGAGUAAAUGAAGCCAUGAGGAAGAGCACCUCGGAGACAGGCCUGAAAUCUAAGCCGUUUGCCAGCCACAAAGAUUCCUGGAAGAGCCAGACCUGCCAAGACUUCUUAGGUUCCCCUGCGGUCCAGCUGGCCCCAAGCCCUACCACCCCUGGCCCAGCAGAGCAGCCCACCUUCUUCCUCUCCGACAGUGAGCAAGAGGCCUCGUCCCCCAGCGACAACCACGGCUUGAUCUUUCCCGACAGCUUCCAGCCCCUGCGCUCCGACCAGCCUGCCACCAGCUUGUCUCUGCAGCUCUCCCCCAUUCUCAAGAACCCGUUCAUGUCACCCCUUCUGGCCCCGGAUGGAAUGUUAAAGGGGCUCCCUCCGGUCCAUAUUGUGGCGUGUGCCCUGGACCCCAUGUUGGAUGACUCCGUGAUGUUUGCCCGGCGGCUGCGGGCCAUAGGGCAGCCAGUGACCCUGAGAGUGGUGCAGGAUUUGCCCCACGGCUUUCUUAGCCUGUCCCAGCUGUGCCGCGAGACGCGCCAGGCCUCAGCGGUCUGUACCGAGCUCAUCCGGAGCGUUCUGGUCCCUUCUGACAACACCACCCCGCAGCCACCUGCCGCACCCCAGAAACAUCGCAAACUGGAGCGAAGUUCUCCAGCCGGGGCUGUCAAUGCCUGCGUUGCCAACCACAGUCCCAUCCAGGAGAACGGCGCACCCCCUCAACGCAAAGGGUUGCACAAUAUAGCGGCAGAGAGCAGGAGCACCAGACCUGGCCAGGAGGCCCAAGCCACUAGCAACAGUCCAGAGCUCCAAGGUGGGAGCCGUUCCGUAGACCAGCAAAGCAGAGCCAAGGGCAACAGCACUCCUUCCACAGCCGGUCCUAUCUUGAAUGCCACUCUCACUCCCAGCCAGGAUUCCAGUCCCUCGAGCAGCACAUCAGGCAGAGGGGUGGGUGCCUGAGCCCCCUGCAGAUUGUGAAGACUUUGUGAUUUGAGCUGCUGUGAUUUGCACCGGAAAUCCUUCUUGGUGCUUUUUCUUCACUCUUGAGGUGACCCCUGCAAGCCUCGAGAGCCUGACCACUCUUGCUGCCGACUCUGUUGCUAACAAAACAUGGGCCAUCCGUUUGUCCCAACUUACCCAUUCUUCUCAUCUCCUGGAAUGAUGCUUUUAUACCUGUUCGGAUUUUUUAAAAAGAAAAAAGCUGCGUAAAACUCUGCAGCCAGUAUGUCCUUGUUGUGUUGGGGCUGAGCAUCCAGGUGUUCUCAGCCUCCCAGCUCCCAGUCACCUUGGCACCCACCUACCUUUCCUCAUCUUUUGAUCUCAGCAUUAGGUAAACAUCUCCAAGGAGAUGUAUUUGGGGGGUGCAGGGGGGGUGGCUUUCUACCAAACCUUAAGAAUCCACUCCUAGCCACCAGAAGCAUGAUGCUGGCCUUCUCCUUGGCUCAGAGGGAGGGGAUGAUGGCAUUUGCUCCAUCCAGGCCAGCUGAGCCAAUCCUUCAACGCACUGAGUAUUCCUCCCAUUUGCACAGAAGUAUUAACUGUCACUGCCUUGUCCCAUCACCACUCCUCAGUAUCAGCCAUGUUUUGAGAGGAAAACCAUUGCACUGUGAUUUUUCUUCCCCACGACUGUCUUUUCUAUCCACCUCACCCUGGUUGCCUUUGGGGAUGGCUGUUGUUAUAAACCAAGGGGGAGGGAAGGUCCAGGGAAACAUGGGGACUUCUCCCUCCUCAGGAAGGCUGAAGUCUUCAGCUCUCUCCUGGGGUUGAGCAGGACAAGUAUUUUUGGAAAUA